Penicillium verrucosum is the source of this 726-nucleotide messenger RNA. RefSeq lists its product as uncharacterized. The coding region runs from base 1 to 726 and encodes 241 amino acids. NCBI's taxonomy places the organism in Eukaryota, Fungi, Ascomycota, Eurotiomycetes, Eurotiales, Aspergillaceae. The record is from RefSeq and is a predicted model, not a curated record. The transcript has 2 exons.
AUGCCGGAGCCAAGCCCUGCCGUUCAUGCCAUUGUGGAUCUGAUGAUCCUCGACUACCUGGUCUGCAUGUGUAUCAGUGGGCUUAUAGAAGCAAUUCGUCAAGCAAGAGCAACCGAAGAUAUUGAAUGCUCUGCGCUCCUGGUUGAACAAUUCCACCGGCGGCUUCUCGGUCAUCGUCUUGAAGGCCCCUUGCCUUGGGACCUGGACUUGAAAUUGCGCAUCUUCUACUUGUCCAAUCAAUUCCUCCACUGGGACCCUCCCAAAGAUCGUGAUCUCGGUCACUUUGUGCCCCUGUCUGAUAUCGCAGUUCAAUUCAUGGACUUCUGUCACUCUGCAAUCGCCCACAUAUCCUGGGCACGCUGGUUCGACCUUGGUGCCCACUUCAUGGUUCAUGCGAUUCUGGAAGAACAAGUGCGCUUCCCAGACCAGCUUCACAGAUUAUGCAACUGGAGAACAAACGACAGUGAACUCGACAUAUGGUGGGAGGUUAGCCGUACCAUGUUCCUGGAGUACAUGCCACCCCCAUUUGGUACUGCGGAUCCAAUGAGCCGAGAAGAGCUCGAUGGGGUGUGGCCUCUUCAAUGGCUACAGAAUCGUUACGUCGGUUUUUUCGAGGAUCUUAUGGAAGUCCUGGAUGCGCCCCUUCUUCUUCAGCUGGAGCGUGGUGAACUGGAAGGCUUGACCCGGGAGGAGACAGAGUGGAUUCGAAACUAUUGUGGAAUUUGA